This is a messenger RNA of Ricinus communis (castor bean), 2003 nucleotides long. RefSeq lists its product as uncharacterized. NCBI's taxonomy places the organism in Eukaryota, Viridiplantae, Streptophyta, Magnoliopsida, Malpighiales, Euphorbiaceae. The coding region runs from base 217 to 1233 and encodes 338 amino acids. The record is from RefSeq and is a predicted model, not a curated record. The transcript is spliced from 2 exons.
CCGCCAUCUUAGCCAACAAACAGAAAGAAACGAACAAAAACAUUUCUUUCAAAUCGAUCCAUCCCGAAGCUCAUUUGGCAAAACCAUUGCUUUUCUUUCUGACGCAUACUCAACAAAAUUAACUAAAACAACUACACUAAUAAUCAUACAAUUCUUCCUCCAUCUUCCUUAAUCAAUCGACCAAUCACAUCUUUUAACCUACGCAAUCCGAUCCCCAUGGCAGCUGCAGCAGCAGCAGCGACGACGAUAACAGCACCACCUCUGGAUCUCUGCGCAGUCCUGAGCGAAUCAAAACGCAUAAUCAACGCACACUCCCGCCAUUUCCUCGCGCUCUCUGUUCUAUUUCUCCUCCCAAUCUCCUUCUCUAUCACCGUUUUUCCUACCCUUCAAAACCUCCUUACCCAAUCCUCCACUCUCAACUCUAAAAUCCUCCUAUCUGUCGUCGUUUUUAGUCCAGACCCGUCUCAUCUCUUUACUACUAGAACCCUUAUUCUCUCAAUCGCUUUCUCUGUCUUUAUCUUUGUUUUGGCUCUUCUUGCUCUUGGUUCUAUCACCUACAGCGUUCUCCAUGGAUUUUAUGGUAGACCCGUUAAGAUUUUAUCAGCUAUCAAAUCAGCUUUCACUUCUUUUGUUCCCUUAUUGAAUACUACCAUUUUUACACAAAUUAUUUUUCUUUUUGUCUUUCUUGUUUCUGGGUUUUCUUUAUUUGUUAUCAUUAAGGGUUUAAAACUCGAUUUCUCUUCUCCUUAUUUUAUUGGGUUUUCAGUUAUUAUAUUGAUUGUUUCAAUGCUGCUUUUAGUUUAUUUGCAGCUUAAUUGGGCUCUUGUAAGUGUUAUUGUAGUUGUGGAAUCGAGUUUUGGAAUUGAGCCAUUGAAAAGGAGUUGUUUCUUGAUCAAGGGAAUGAAGGGCGUGGCUUUGGGUUUAUUACUUUUUUUUGGGUGUUUAGUGGGUGCGUUGUUAGUUAUCAGUUCUGUAUCAGGAGUGACAUUGGGUAUUGGUACUAGUAAUGGAUGGAAAAGUUGUGCCUUUGUUUUGCAAAUUGUGGUGACUUCAACUUUCCUUAUGCUUCUUCUUCUUUAUAAUAUCGCCGCAAAUACUGUUAUGUAUAUGUAUUGUAAGGCUGUCCGUGGCGAACUUGCUUGGGAGAUUGCUGAGGAGUUUGCUAGAGAGUAUGUCAGCUUGCCUUUUGACGAUGGCAAACUGCCUCACCUUGUCUCUGUUGCUUAUGCUUGAGAAAAUUCACAGGGCUAUUAUGGAUGAUUUAUAUGUUCUUUGAUCACACAGAUGCAUAACAGAACGAGCAAAUUGAGGCAAGUAUAUACCAUUCGUUAGCUUGGGAUAUUUGUUUAGGUCAAUCUGAAGCCACCAAAUACCUUUUCAGAAGUUGAACUAAAUAAUUGUCAGAUUUGAUGGAUACACCCUGGAACACGAAGAGUUAACAAGACUGCCUCAAUGCAAAAUGUGCUAAAUUAUGCAAAGGUGGAUCUUGUUGCCCUGCUGACUUUCACUAUACCAAAAUUUAGCAAGUGAUGUCUAAAUCCCAUAUGUGAAAAAGGAUCUUGCUAAUUAAUGCUUUUCAUCACACUGUUAGCUCUUAUCAGACCAGACUCAGGUUAGUGGUUAGUUUGAUGUAUUUAGAAGUGCAGAGUCUCUAAUUAGUGGUUUUGGCGGUUGAAUCUAACUGUUUUGAGCAUCUGGAAGUUUUAGAGUUUGGGUAGGCAUAAGGACUAGCUUUAUCCUUGUCACAGUUUAUUCAGGAUGGUAGUGAGUUUUUUCUGCUGUGAAGUGGUUCAGCAUGGGCAACCUUAGAUGGCUGGUAGGAUUGGUGGCUGGAGUAGAACAAUUGUCCUCUAAAUAAUGCUUUCUGUUGGCUUCACAUUUUGAUGAAGCACUGCUGUAAACUUACUUGAAAGUCUUACGUCAGAUCUACUGAAAGAGAUUGCAGAUAAAUUCUCGAAUUCCUGUAAUUUGAUAAUAACAGGGUGUCUAAGCUUGUUUUAGUA